AAUUAUUUUUAUCUCCUAAAAGAAUACAAAUCUCGAUCACAAUGAAAAAUAUUUUUAAUAGAUUUAAGGAUUGGAAAAUUCUUAUUUUUUUCCUCUUGAAAGGUUUUUUUGUUUGCAAUGUUCAAGGAUCCGUUUCUUGUCCCGAUAUGGAAGUAUUAGAAACUGGUAAACUGAACUGUGAAGAAAUAAUGGAAAUUCUUAAUGUGCACAAUGAAAUUCGACAGUCAAUUGCAAAAGGACUGAUUGGAAAUCAACCGCGAGCUUCAAAUAUGCGCGAAAUGUAUUGGGAUGAGGAAUUAGCAAAUGGUGCUCAAAAGUGGGCCAACAAUUGUACUUUUGGACACAAUAGCAAAGAAGAGAGAGAAGUUGCAAGGUUCAAAGUAGGUCAAAAUAUCGCCCAGACAAAAACGAAGAGAAAUUCAUCAGAUGCAAAAGAAUUCGGAAAACAGAUAAAUAAAUGGUUUGACGAGCACCAAAAUUUCAAUUUUGGUCCAAUUAAAAGUAAUGGUGUGUUUAAAAAAACGGGUCACUACACACAGGUAAUAUGGGCAAAUAGUUAUAUGAUUGGAUGUGGAUAUUCUCGAUUUAGAAACCAAAAAGGUGUUACCUAUCACUUAUACAUUUGCCACUAUGGACCCUCGGGAAACGAAAAGAACGAGAGUCCGUAUAAAAUUGGAAGAAGGAAAUGUCCUACAAAUUGGGGGCAUUCAAAAAAAUAUCCAAAUCUCUGUAGUUUAAAGAAACAUCCACCUAAUGUUUGCGAGGAGAAAAAAUUGGACAAAACCGACAGGAACAAAUUAGAGAAAUUUUCGAAUAGUCGAAGAUUUUUGCAAGCUCAAACUGCUGAUUCAACAGAAAUUGAUACCGGAAAUAUGAAUUCGCAGAAGAGCGAGACAGAAUUAGAAAAUAAUGUCCAAGAUGCAAAAAUUAAUAUAAUAUUUGUAUAUAUAAAUAAAUUUAUAAAUUAAACUGGCA
Belonocnema kinseyi is the source of this 975-nucleotide messenger RNA. Its product is annotated as venom allergen 5-like. NCBI's taxonomy places the organism in Eukaryota, Metazoa, Arthropoda, Insecta, Hymenoptera, Cynipidae. Gene Ontology annotation, cellular component: extracellular region. The transcript has 7 exons. The coding region runs from base 42 to 968 and encodes 308 amino acids. The record is from RefSeq and is a predicted model, not a curated record.